AUGAUCGCCUCAAGGUUGUCCAGAGCUCUGCCUCGCUCUGCCCCCUUCUCUCGCCUUUCUCAGAUCAAAGCUCCUCGAUCAUCAAUAAUCUCGCGGUAUGCCUCGACCGACGCUCCCGGGUCAACUGAAAAAGUCAAGGGUCAAGUCAUUGGUAUCGACUUGGGAACGACAAACUCGGCCGUCGCGGUCAUGGAAGGCAAACAACCCAGGAUAAUAGAAAACGCUGAGGGCACUCGAACGACGCCCUCUGUCGUUGCCUUUACCGAGGGUGGUGAGCGUCUCGUCGGUGUGGCAGCCAAGCGACAAGCUGUCGUCAACCCUGAAAACACCCUGUUCGCGACCAAACGACUCAUCGGCCGGAAGUUCUCAGACCCGGAAGUCCAGCGUGACAUCAAGGAAGUUCCCUACAAGAUUGUCCAACAUACAAAUGGCGACGCCUGGCUGGAAGCCCGUGGCGAGAAAUAUUCGCCGUCGCAGAUCGGAGGUAUGGUGCUGGCCAAGAUGAAGGAGACUGCCGAGGCGUACCUUGGCAAGCCCGUCAAGAAUGCUGUCGUCACUGUGCCUGCCUACUUCAAUGACAUGCAACGUCAAGCCACGAAAGACGCUGGUCAAAUCGCUGGUCUGAACGUCCUCCGUGUUGUCAAUGAGCCUACGGCAGCUGCGCUUGCGUAUGGCCUCGAGAAGGAAGAUGAUCGGAUCAUCGCCGUCUACGACCUUGGCGGUGGCACAUUCGAUAUCUCUAUCCUCGAAAUCCAAAAAGGUGUCUUUGAGGUCAAGUCGACCAAUGGUGAUACCCAUCUCGGAGGUGAAGAUUUCGACAUCACGCUCGUCCGCCACCUCGUCCAGCAAUUCAAGAAGGAGUCCGGCAUCGAUCUGUCCAACGAUCGUAUGGCCAUUCAACGUAUUCGUGAAGCUGCCGAAAAGGCCAAGAUCGAGCUGUCAUCUUCCAUCCAAACAGACAUCAACCUUCCUUUCAUCACCGCCGACGCAUCCGGCCCCAAACACAUCAACAUGAAGAUGACCCGAGCUCAACUUGAGCAGAUGGUCGACCCUCUCAUCGCCAAGACUAUUGAACCUGUCCGCAAGGCGCUCAAGGAUGCCAACCUGCAGGCAAAGGAUAUUCAAGAAAUCAUCCUCGUCGGUGGUAUGACCCGUAUGCCGAAGGUCACCGAGUCUGUCAAGAGCAUUUUCGGACGCGACCCUGCCAAAUCUGUCAACCCUGACGAAGCCGUCGCCAUCGGUGCCGCAAUUCAAGGAGCCGUGCUUGCCGGUGAAGUGAUGGACGUUCUCCUGCUCGAUGUUACUCCCCUCUCUCUUGGUAUCGAGACCCUCGGUGGCGUGUUCACCCGGUUGAUCAACCGUAACACGACCAUCCCCACCAAGAAGUCGCAAAUUUUCUCGACUGCCGCCGACUUUCAGACGGCAGUGGAGAUCAAGGUCUACCAGGGCGAGCGUGAGCUUGUUCGGGACAACAAGUUGUUGGGUAACUUCCAGUUGGUCGGCAUCCCCCCCGCACACCGUGGCGUUCCGCAGAUCGAAGUUACCUUCGAUAUUGACGCCGACUCGAUCGUGCACGUUCACGCCAAGGACAAGUCCACGAACAAGGAUCAAUCCAUCACCAUCGCAUCCGGCUCUGGUCUUUCCGAUGCGGAGAUCCAGAACAUGGUGGACGACGCCGAGAAAUACGGUGCUCAAGACAAGGAGCGCAAGGCUGCCAUUGAAGCCGCCAACCGCGCUGACAGCGUUCUCAACGACACGGAGAAGGCGUUGAAGGAGUACGAAGACAAGCUCGACAAGACCGAAGCUGACACGAUCAAGGAGAAGAUUGCUUCUCUCCGCGAGUACGUGGCCAAGAACCAGACGGGCGAGGGCACUGCCACGGCCGAGGAGAUGAAGGCCAAGAUCGACGAACUCCAGACUGCGGCUCUCAGUCUGUUUGACAAGAUGCACAAGGCUCGUGAGGAGUCACAACAGCCCCCGCCGGGCGGUGAUGCCCAGCAAGGCUCGGCGAGCGGUGAGCAGAAGCCUUGA
This is a messenger RNA of Fonsecaea erecta, 2031 nucleotides long. Its product is annotated as hsp7-like protein. Gene Ontology annotation, cellular component: cytoplasm; mitochondrion. Lineage: Eukaryota; Fungi; Ascomycota; Eurotiomycetes; Chaetothyriales; Herpotrichiellaceae. The coding region runs from base 1 to 2031 and encodes 676 amino acids. The transcript has 2 exons. The record is from RefSeq and is a predicted model, not a curated record. Gene Ontology annotation, biological process: protein refolding; cellular response to unfolded protein. Gene Ontology annotation, molecular function: heat shock protein binding; ATP-dependent protein folding chaperone; misfolded protein binding.